Molecule: messenger RNA, 2469 nt
Organism: Darwinula stevensoni
Lineage: Eukaryota; Metazoa; Arthropoda; Ostracoda; Podocopida; Darwinulidae
Source: the annotation of a GenBank genome assembly
AUGGUGCAGUCAGGCCUCCAGCAACUCUAUGACAUGAUGACCAGCCGUGCAGGUGGCAAGGACAAGGAAAUGAAUCAUGCCAUCACAAAAAAGUCAAGAUACAUGCUCUCUGUCUCCUUUGAUAAUCUAGAGCAAGGUGACUUGCGGUUUGUGGACAUGGAUUUUCCAGAGGAGCCAUAUUACAGCUUUAUUGGACAUGAUUAUAAGCAGAAGAUGAAGGUGCGUUGUCUGACUGAGGUGAAAAUAAAGGCAAAGGAGGAGGAGACAGAGCAAAUUAAGUCAACUAGAGCCAUCUGGAAGGCAGAGAAGGAAAGUAGGCUGCCGCAUGGACUUGAGUUACUUUCAGCCUUUGUCAAGAAUGACACAUUAAGCACAUCUGUGCUGACCAAGGCAAUGAGGGGUAUAUACACCUGUGAGGUGCUGAAUGAGACUGGUUGCACCCUUGGCCAUGCAAAGCUCGUCAUCCAUGUCCGCAGUCUUUGGGAUGCUCUAUGGCCUUUCAUUGGGAUCCUUGGUCAAGUCGUCAUCCUCACAGCCUUCAGCAGCUAUAUGGAGUAUCACAACAACCAGAAGGUGCUAGAUCCAAAGAAUAUGCGAAAGAGGAAUGCAGGGAUGGGAGAAGGAAUACAAGCCCACCCACCCCAGCUGCCAAUAGGAGAGAUUUUGCCCUUGCAAGAGGCUUUCAUCUCUGGCUCAUCCAUUGAUGUACUGGAACCAGACAGAGACUUGACUCCAAAGGAGACCCUUUUUUGUUCAGGGAUGGAUCCACUUGCAAGCAACAUAGAAACCAGACAAAACACUCAGUCUGGGAUGGUGGUAUUGAAUAAGCCAUAUGGACUGCUUCAUCGACCACACCCAGAGACCCUGAAGCAACGUCGGAAGCACCCGCAUCUCUACAUGGGGACCAGGGCUGAUGAUCGUUUCUCCAUAGAGGCCUGUCUUCCUGACCUGGCUGCCUCUUUGCAAAUUGGAAAACUCCACAUUGCCAAAUCUAUUGAUAGGCAAGGGCAUUACCAAGUUCUAUACAACUCAGGGAUUGUGGUGAUGACUGAAAAUGAGAGACUUGUGGAAGAGGUGAAGCAGCAACUGAAGUCCCAGCCUGGCAGUCAAUUUGUGGUUGCUCUUGGUCAACUCUCACCACCCUCAGGCAAACUCAAAGUGGGUCUGAUGUUGGAGGAGGACCCCAAGGAUCAAAGUAUGAGAAGGCCAGUUGUGGUGGAGUCCGUUCCAUUGCGUAAGGUCAAGCAAGGUCUAGUGGUCCCUGUUAAGCUCCAGUACCACACCGUGAGGUGGAAUCCCGACCUGGGAGUGUCCCUGGUUUGCGCUCGGGUGAAGGUGACCCGAUGGAGGGCUCUCCCGCUCCUCAUGUCUCAUCUCCUUACCCCUGUCCUGGGUGAUCCGUUCUAUGGUUCUCGAGUCACAAGGGUCAUGGGUGUACCUGUUAAGCUGCCUGCACAUCAUUCUGCCACUAACACUCCCCAGACAUUGUCGGACGAGAUCGUGCAGGCCCUAUCCCUCCCUAAAAACUUUAACGAGUUGUUACCGAUGCACAUUCACAUGGGUGCAUGUAUCUUGACGGACAUGGAGGACACGGGCCCCGAAGCCCAGAAUCCCAUCACGAUCAUUGCCCCUCCGCCGCCGCAUUUCCAAUGGACUUAUCUGAACCUGGGACAGUCCCAGAGCGAUCCUGGGAUUGACCGCCCCAGUGGGAAACGUUUCUGUAGCAAGCAAGAGCUGAUGAGGUUCUUCGGAGAUGCAAUUGAUCUAGCCAACUUCGAGUAUUCCAGUGGGAAGAUAGUACAUCCACAGUUCUUGAAGCGAGGCCGUGGGAGACCCCCUUCUACCAAGCCCAACACUGCACCACAGCCCACUGUUGAGUUUACAUAUGGUUUAAGAAGUGAGGCAUCCCUGAUCCCUCCAAUUCGACAGACUGCAUCCAUCUUCAAGCAGCCAGUUACAGUAAUAAAAUCAAGUCACGGCGGCUCGAUCCGAACGGACAUCAAACCCGUCUCUGUCGACAAACCUCAACAGAUCUUUUGGCAGAAGAGGCUAGAGGGCAUGCGAGCAUGUAAUGUACUGGGACAGGAGAUCCAGGAGAUGGAAUUACCAAAGAAAUUGAAGCCAGUCGGGGGGAACAUCAAGGAGCAGACAGCAUUGCAGUCCUUGGCUACCAGUCUUCACACAUCCACUCAGCCCAUCACAGGACAGACGAGCUCCAAAGCUGCCCUCGACAAGAAUCCCGCCAUUUACCUCAACCCACAACAACCUCUCAUCCAAGCAUUCAUAUUCGAGGAGGCUGACAUUCGGGAACAAGAAGAGGCGGUGCUUGCCGUGCGGAAGAAACUCGCAAAAGCCCUUGAGUCAUGAUGUAAACUCUCUCUUUGAUCUUGUAUGUAAGGACUUUCCUGUGUGCAUCCACUUUUGUACUCUAUGAAUGAAGUGGUUUUUAUUUAUGAUUUGCCAUUUAUA